Penicillium canescens is the source of this 1512-nucleotide messenger RNA. RefSeq lists its product as uncharacterized. The coding region runs from base 1 to 1512 and encodes 503 amino acids. The record is from RefSeq and is a predicted model, not a curated record. The transcript is spliced from 2 exons. Lineage: Eukaryota; Fungi; Ascomycota; Eurotiomycetes; Eurotiales; Aspergillaceae. Gene Ontology annotation, biological process: regulation of DNA-templated transcription.
AUGUCUGGCAUCGAAGUGCUUGGAGUCAUCGCGAGCGCGAUCCAAGUCGCAGAGCUGGGCAUGAAACUGUCUGUCAGGCUCUGCACUUUUUAUCGCGACAUCAAAGCGGCAAAUCAGACCAUUCAAAAUUUGUCGAGCGACGUAUCGCUUACAUGUGCCAUCCUCCACGAGCUCGGAGAGACGCUCCAGACGGAUGAGCAGAGUAAGGUUUGUUCCGACCAGGCGUUUCGUACGGUAGAAAAAGUGUUAGCGGAAUGCAAGGAUGUUUUCCAACAGAUUGAAAUAAUAGCAGAGAAAGAAACUUCAAAGAUUGGAAGCAACCGUCUCUCUCAGAAGCUCUCGGUUGCUAUGAUGAGACCCGACCUGGAAAUGUUUCAAACCCAUCUGGAGCGCCUUAAAUCGACCAUGCUACUCAUGCUGAACGUUAUCAUGUAUGCUGGCCAGAUACGCCGGAGAGCGGAAAACUCUGUCCUCGAAGAUCAGCGCAAACUCAUUCAAACACUAAUUGACGACAAGAAGAACAAUGAAACUCGAUACAACAGCCUUAUAAGAUUGAUCCGCACUUCUGUUAGCGUUAAGAGUACGCCUGAAGCCUCACAUUCUAGUGAUAUGAUUCAAUCGACGAGCACGGGAGCACUCUCAUUUACAGCUGCAAAUAUAGCCGUGCGUGCGAAUGAAAAAAUAACUACCUCUCGAGCAAUGCACACAGAGGGAACACGCAAUCAGUCAACCAUUGAAGAACAAGACACGCUCAAACACGUUGGCGACUUUCAAGUCUACGGUGCUUUCGUGCGAAGGGUCCUUGAGGAUAUCGACCGUUGCCAACCGCUUCUUGACCCACCCCGGUACCUCAGAUUCCGAAACGGAAUAGUCAAAAUGCACAUGGAGGAGUAUCCCAAAUAUCGGCAGACACAUUCUAUUGGUAUCAUUGAUUCUUCCAAGUUCUUCAGCGAUCCAAUAUUCGACUUUCGCGGUGGAUCUCCAUCGAGCUUGGUUCAAGGUGAUCCAAGAGCCAUGCAGCGGGAUGAAACUUCAACUUCAGAUUUAACAACAAAUCCCUGGGGGUAUUCAAGGUCUCAUCACGAUGAUAGCGAUGAUAACGAUGAUGAUUAUACCUUCGACAGCGUCGCCGACGCAGCCCUUCCUAUGCGGAGCGACAGUUUUGCUGCUAGAGACCCCCUCACCUUUCCCCCGGAGAUUAUCCCAUUGGGGUAUUCGACCGAUUCACUUGAAAGGAUCUCCGUCGAUUGCGCGGUGGAGUCAAAAUUUCAGUCAAACCCGCUUGUACACAAUGAAAGAAACAGCCAUCGAAGUGAUUCCAAUGUCACCGGGACCAGCGUUGAGGAUGGAAGCUAUACCAGGCCUGUUCGUUCCCACCGACGUCGAUUGCUUGGAUUAUUGAAAUCUGGCAAUCAAGGCCCAGUAUCUAUCCAGUCUGAGCCUCUGGAUAAAACACUGGAUAGAUUGGUACUAAAAUGGACAACCUUGACCGUGGAUGAGAUACAGCGCUGA